AUGUCUGCAGUGGGAAUUCGUGGUGAAAGAGAUCAAGGUUAGGAUGUGCGUACAAGUAAUGUAACUGCUGUCAUGGCAAUUGCAAAUGUUGUCAAGACAAGUCUUGGACCACAAGGACUUGAUAAGAUGCUCGUUGAUGAGAUUGGAGAUGUUGUAAUUACAAAUGAUGGAGCAACCAUUCUGAAACAAUUGGAAGUUGAACAUCCAGCUGCCAAAGUCAUUGUAGAGUUGAGUUAAUUAUAAGAUAAAGAAGUGGGAGAUGGUACCACAUCGGUGGUUGUUUUAGCAGCUGAAUUACUUCGCCGCGCUAAUGAAUUAAUUAAAAUUAAAGUUCAUCCCACAACAAUCAUAUCCGGAUACAAAUUAGCAGCCAGACAAGCAGUAAAAUACAUUCAAUCUCAUUUGGUACAUAAAAUCACAGAAGAUGACACUGAAAUAUUAAUAAAUGCUGCCAAAACUUCAAUGAAUAGUAAAGUGAUUGGCCCAGAAAGUCACAUAUUCGCCAAGUUGGCUGUAGAUGCAGUUAGAUUGGUCAAGACCUAAGGUUUGGUCUCUGGUAAGGCUAAGUAUCCAAUUCAAUCCAUCAACGUUGUAAAAAGCCAUGGUUAAUCAUCAAAUUAAUCUGAAUUAGUAAAGGGAUAUGUUAUUUAAUUAUAAAGAGCAUCAUAAUAAAUGGUAACAAAGGUUAAGAAUGCUAAAAUUGCCUGUUUGGAUAUAAAUUUGAAUAAAUUUAAGAUGUAAAUGGGAGUUUAAAUAUUGGUUGAUGAUCCCAAUAAUUUAGAGAAAAUCAGAAAGAAGGAAAUGGAUGUUUUGAAAGAGAGAAUUCAAUUGUUAUUAUAAGCAGGAGCUAAUGUUAUUUUAACUUCAAAGGGAAUGGACGAUUUGGCUAAUAAAUAUUUAGUAGAAGCAGGAGCUAUUGGAUUGAGAAGAGUUCCCAAGGAUCAUUUGAGAAGAAUUGCCAAAGCUGCAGGUGCUAAGGUAGUCACAACUUUUGCUAACGAGGAAACUGGAGAGUCAUUUGAUGCAUCUUGUUUGGGAGAGGCAGAGGAAGUUUACGAAGAAGCCAUUGGAGAUAAUGAUUACAUAUUUUUCAAGGGAAUGAAGAAGGAAUAAUCAGCAAGUAUCAUUGUGAGAGGUGCCAAUGAAUUGAUGACUGAUGAAAUUGAGAGAUCAUUACAUGACUCUUUAUGUGUUGUGAAGAGAACUUUGGAGUCAGGAUCUGUUGUUGCUGGUGGUGGAGCAGUAGAAAUGGCAUUGAGCAUUUAUUUGGAUGACUAUUCAAGAAAAUUGGAUUCCAAUGAGUAGAUUGCUAUUGCUGAAUUCGCAGAAGCCUUGACUUCAAUUCCAAAGAUCUUGGCCACAAAUGCAGCAAAGGAUUCCAUUGAUUUAAUCAGUAAAUUGAGGGUUUUACACAGUAAGUCACAAUCAUUGGAAGUCGAUGAGAAGGGAUACAAGUUUAGUGGUUUGGAUUUGGUUAAAGGGGAAGUCAGACAUAAUCUUAGACAUGGAGUACUUGAACCAACAGUUAGUAAAAUAAAGGCAUUAAAAUUUGCAACAGAGGCUGCUAUAACGAUUUUGAGAAUUGAUGAUAUGAUUAAGUUGGAACCAAAGAAGGAGCAAAUGCCAGGAAGACAUUGAGUUGUGAGAGUGAUAUAUAAUAUACAAUAUAAGAAAUAGAGAUAAGAUUUUAUGAAA
Messenger RNA from Paramecium tetraurelia, 1695 nucleotides. RefSeq lists its product as uncharacterized. Gene Ontology annotation, cellular component: chaperonin-containing T-complex. Gene Ontology annotation, molecular function: ATP binding; ATP hydrolysis activity; ATP-dependent protein folding chaperone. Gene Ontology annotation, biological process: protein folding. The transcript is spliced from 3 exons. The record is from RefSeq and is a predicted model, not a curated record. Lineage: Eukaryota; Ciliophora; Oligohymenophorea; Peniculida; Parameciidae.